UAAAUAUGUAACACUUCCGAAAAAAACAGAUUAGGUACAUGGAUACAUGUGUAUAUGAAUUCACCACUAUGGCGCAAAUGCUUAAGAAUGUUUUAAAAAUAAUUUGUAAUUACAAAGUAAUUGUCUGUGCUUUAAUUUGUUUGUUUUUUGUGUCAGGUUUUAUUUACGGACUUUUAUAUACUAACCUCUGGACGAAUCUGUUACAAAGUAGCUUUACUAGUGAUAAAAUGACGCCUAAGUAUUGCUUCAAGUUAUUUACAUUGAAAUAUCGGACAUUGGAACAUAUAACUAAAAUGGAUGCAAUAGACUCAAGCAAAGAUAGAGACAUUGGAUUGAAAAUGACAGAUAAAAAUGACACUGGAAAUACCUCAAACAAGUUUGGAAUUAAAUCAAAAGCCUGCAGACGUUUCGUAACAUUAGGGGGUUAUAAGGGUCGCAUGGGCAAUCAAAUGUUUGAAUUUGCGUCCCUGGUCGGAACAGCAUACAAAUAUGAUGUCAUACCUGUGAUUCCUACCUUGUUUCCAUUGAAAAGAUAUUUUGAUUUACCAAAUAUAGUAGAUCUGAAAUUAAAUAAACUGGUCAAUGUUGUUAACUGUGUGUGUGGAAAGUCGGCUGUGUAUUAUAAUUGCACACAGGAGUUUAACACGGGGAAAAACAUAUCCCUACAUGGAUACCUUCAGUCUUGGAAAUAUUUCAAGGAGGCCAGUGAUAUCAUCAAGACCGUUUUCAAAGUGAAAUCCAACCAUUUGCUCAAUGCGCAACGAUUCCUUACGAAUGUGUCUAUUGCCGGUUAUCAACUUGUAUGUAUCCAUAUCCGCCGUGGAGACAUAUUAGCCAAAGCAAAAAUUGAUGAUGGAUAUGCUGUUGCGGAUUUGGAUUUUAUGGAUAAGGCAAUUUUUUUUUAUAGAAACAAAUACUCAAGAGUUCAGUUUCUUGUUGUCAGUGAUGAUAAAGUUUGGUGUAGAAAACAUCUACGAGAUGUUGUUAUAAGUCCACUAACCGACCCUGGUGACGAGAUGGCUUUAAUGACAUUAAGCAAUCACGUUGUCGUAACCACGGGAACGUUUGGAUGGUGGGGUGCAUGGCUAUCAGGGGGAACAACUGUGUACUUUGAUAAGUAUCCAAGACCAGGUAGCCCCCUAGCAUCUCGGAUAAGUAGAGAAGAUUAUUAUCCACCCAGCUGGAUAGGUAUGUCCUAAGUUAAACACAAGAAGCGUUGGAAAUCUACUGACCGAUGUCCAUCCGCUGAAAUAUUUCCAAUGCGCAGAAAUUAAUAAAAUCUAUAAAAGAUCUUUUGGAAGCAUAGAAUGCAACCAAGCAAAAAAAUAGCAGACUCGGUUUGAUUCAUAAGUCUAGAGUAAUGUAUACUCCAAAUACUUGCGUAUGUCUUUUUGUUUUUGUUCGUGUGGUGUGUACGUUAGAUGGUGCUACACAGACAUUGUGUGGAGUGGCAGUUACCAACACCAUAUUUUUAGCUUAAAAGACAAUAAACAUGGCUAUUUCUACUGUAAAAAACAAUCAGUAAGCCAGACACUAUUGCUGUGAACUUCAUACCUGCUAGAUACUACUGGCAUCACCUCAAAGGUUAGUUGUUUUAUACCGUUUUCUUAUCAGAAAAAGUGGACCAGCAAGUAAAAUUAAAUAUUUUUGUUUUGUUUUCGAGGAAACAGGGAGCGAACAAAGAAAUAUAUUUUCUUACCCAGUGGUUGUAAAUGUUAUUAAAUGAUGAAUGUGAACUAUUCUACAUAAAGGAUAUAGAUGUUUGACUUUGAUAUGUACUAUAAUGUUGUACAUGAAAUGCGAUCAUUAAAACUUUUAUUUGUAUGGUAUAGAAAUUGUUGUAGAGAGGUUGUAUGGUAGAGGAAUUGUUGUAGAGAGGUUGUAUGGUAGAGAAAUUGUUGUAGAGAGGUUGUUGCUUUCAAUGAGGUUAUAACAAACAUCGUUGGGCUUGGAAUGAAGGUAAUUGCUCAGCUGAUAUGUCUGUAGUAAGGCAAAAAAGGGGAAUAAAACAAAUACAUUAAGGAAGACAGUAGAGCAACGCCUUGGAACGGUCAGAUGUGAACAUCACUAGGACAGUGUACAUUAAAGAAUUCCCUUCAAGUGAAUCAUUUACAUACGUAUAUACAUCUAAAAGUCACAAUAUGUAAAACUCUUACAUGCUCGUGUAAAAAAUAAAAAUGAAGAUACGAAUGCACACAUGGUCUUUGUUAAAAGAAGAGCAAUAAGAGAAAUGCCAUAGAUGGC
This is a messenger RNA of Mercenaria mercenaria, 2244 nucleotides long. RefSeq names its product galactoside alpha-(1,2)-fucosyltransferase 2-like. Bases 39 to 1199 code for a protein of 386 amino acids. Gene Ontology annotation, biological process: carbohydrate metabolic process. Gene Ontology annotation, molecular function: galactoside 2-alpha-L-fucosyltransferase activity. The record is from RefSeq and is a predicted model, not a curated record. Gene Ontology annotation, cellular component: membrane. NCBI's taxonomy places the organism in Eukaryota, Metazoa, Mollusca, Bivalvia, Venerida, Veneridae. The transcript has a single exon.